GGUGGUUUCACAAUAUUCCGAAAGACAAAGCAUCAAUACCCUGUGUUGAAUAUCACCGCAAAAUGCGAACUGGCUUUAAACCGAUGCGAGCAUACACCACUCACUCUAUUGAAGUUCAAAUCGCUUACUAAUAAUACCAGACCACGUAAAAUUAUAGUUAUUUUUAAGUUGUGAACGAGAGAAUGGCACAUACCACGGUGAUCAGUGAUGGGUCACCCUAUGAGGACAAAAAUGAGUUGGCUACAACGAAGGAUGGAAACGCAACACGGAAAACCAGAGGCAUUCCUUUCUCCAGGAAGAUAAGUUAUGCAGUUGGUGGCAUGCCCUAUCAGAUGACGGCCAACGCGAAGGGAUUCUUCUUGCAGAUUUUCCUGCUGGAUGUUGUACAGAUGGGGGCCUUCUAUGCGUCUCUCAUCCUCUUCCUUGGCCGGGCAUGGGAUGCCAUCACUGAUCCUCUGGUGGGAUAUAUGGUCAUCAAGAGUGGUAGGACACGCAUCGGCAAACUCAUUCCCUGGAUCGUAUUCUCCAUGCCUCUGGGCGUCCUGGCCUACAUCAUGAUGUGGUUCACGCCUCGGGAGUCCAUGUCUCCCUCCUCCAGUUUCUUCUGGUUCUUCAUCUGGAGCUGCCUUUUUGAUGCCUUCAUGACUUGCUAUCAUGUCCCCUACUCUUCACUCAACAUGUUCCUGGGGGGUGACCAGAAGGACAGAGACUCUGCCACCGCCUACAGAAUGGGGAUGGAGGUGUUUGCAACCCUGGCGGGUGCAACCAUUCAGGGUCAGAUUGUGGGGGUGUACCAUGCUAAGAGUGCACAAGUCUGCAGGCAGCUGAACUACAGCGAGGCCUCCCUCCGUAACGUCUCCUCGCCCCUAAUCCAGAACUUUUCCUCGUCCCUCACUGAUACCCUUCAGAACACGAGGAGAGCUUACGUGCUUGCUGCUUUAGUUUUGGGAGGAAUCUAUUUCCUGUGUUGUGUUGUGCUCUUCCUGGGUGUGAAGGAGCAGUUGGCUCCUCUCAGUACCCUGGACCGUAUCCGUAUUCCCUACCUGGCAGGUAUGAAGAUGGUGGUGGGACACACCCCUUACGUGAAACUCGUAUUCGGGUUUCUCUUUGCCUCGCUUGCCUUCCAGAUGGCUCAAGGAAACUUUGCCCUCUUCUGUACCCAUGCUGCAGGUCUGGGGGCCUACUUCCAACACCUCGUCCUUAUCCUGCUAACAGCUGCCACAUUGUCCAUCCCUCUGUGGCAGACACUGCUUUUGAGACUGGGGAAGAAGACGACGCUGUACAUAGGACUCUGUAUGUAUGCACCAGCCCUUGUGAUCAUUGCGUCCAUACAGAGCAACCUGCCUGUCUUCAUCAUUAUGUCCAUCAUAUCUGGGUCUAGUCUAUCGGCACUCUACCUGCUGCCCUGGUCUAUGUUGCCGGAUGUAGUUGAUGACUUCAAGGUGAAGAAUCCCACCAGUACAGACCUAGAGCCCAUGUUUUACUCAUGCUAUGUUUUCUUCAACAAGUUUGGAGGAGGGAUGUCUGUGGGCAUCUCCACCCUGGCAUUACACUUUGCAGGGUAUAAGCCUGGGGCCUGCAGGCAGAACCCAGCUGUGAUCACAGCCUUGCGGGUCCUGUUCGCCCCUGUGCCUGUCGUCCUCCUCCUCAUUGGUCUGGUGCUGUUUUAUUUCUACCCCAUCAAUGAGGAGCGGCGCGGCCAGAUCCAACAGGAACUGCAGAAAGCAGAGAAAGGGGAUGGAAACCAAGAAAUGGAGGCAGUGGGAUUGUAGACUUCGCUCAGACACAGCCAGCCUGUCAAGCUGGAAACUUCCAUCUGUCAGUGUCUUUGUCUGACAUGGCGCAUGACUGUUCACACCUCAUCUGACACCAUGCUAGGACACUGCUUCCUAUUUCACUGAAGACGAUUGUCAUGGUCACAGGCCGAAACACAGACACUUGACUCAGCCUAUGUAUUGAAUCUUUGCGUGUGUGUGUUUUCUUAUCCAACCAUUGUAAUCACUUUUGUGUACAACAGUGGUUCCCAACCUUUCUCUGUUAAUGUACCACCAACUUAAUUUUUCUCUGCCCAGAGUACCCCUGAUGUACCCCCUCAUGUGCGUUUUACCAUCUUCUCAAGUACCCCCUGUAGGUAGACCAGGUACCCCCUGUGGAUAGGGCAGGUACCACCAGGGGUCUUAGUAGCUCUGGUUGGGAACCACUGGUGUCCAGUACUGUUCACUGGAUGCAAGGACCUCAGAGUAAUAUGUUUGUAAUAAACCACUUUUAUUCAAAGGGA
Oncorhynchus masou masou (cherry salmon) is the source of this 2278-nucleotide messenger RNA. Its product is annotated as sodium-dependent lysophosphatidylcholine symporter 1. Gene Ontology annotation, cellular component: plasma membrane. Gene Ontology annotation, biological process: carbohydrate transport. The transcript has 14 exons. The record is from RefSeq and is a predicted model, not a curated record. Gene Ontology annotation, molecular function: symporter activity. NCBI's taxonomy places the organism in Eukaryota, Metazoa, Chordata, Actinopteri, Salmoniformes, Salmonidae. Bases 183 to 1772 code for a protein of 529 amino acids.